Molecule: messenger RNA, 1509 nt
Organism: Hirundo rustica (Barn swallow)
Lineage: Eukaryota; Metazoa; Chordata; Aves; Passeriformes; Hirundinidae
Gene: SIX3
Product: SIX homeobox 3
Exons: 2
Coding region: 290-1240 (316 amino acids)
Biological process (GO): brain development; regulation of transcription by RNA polymerase II; eye development
Cellular component (GO): transcription regulator complex; nucleus
Molecular function (GO): DNA-binding transcription factor activity, RNA polymerase II-specific; RNA polymerase II cis-regulatory region sequence-specific DNA binding
Source: RefSeq, a predicted model, not a curated record
UAUUAUGAGGCUGUUGUCAUUAGGGCGAUCGCUGUUGAAUCACUGAAUCCUGACUCGGCGGCGGCGCGGGGCCGGGUGUGUGUGAGUGCGUGUGCGUGUGGGGUGUGUGUGAGCGCGCGUGUGCGUGUGCCCGAGUGUGCGUGUGAGUGUGUGUGCCCCCGUGCCUCUAUGUGGCUGUGUGUGCGUGUGCGGGUGUGGAUGCGUGCGCGGUGCGUGUGCCCUUUCCUCCCUUCUUCCUCCCUUUCUUUCUUUUCUCCUUGAUUUAUCUUCCCCUCUCCCCGGUCAUCCCAUGGUGUUCAGGUCCCCGCUAGAGCUUUAUCCCACCCAUUUCUUCUUGCCAAACUUCGCCGCCGAUCCGCACCACCGUUCCCUCCUUCUCGCCAGCGGCGGCGGCAGCGGCAGCGGCUCGGGCUGCAGCCCCGGUGCCGGCGGCGGUGGAGGCGGCAGCUCCCGGGCACCCCACGAAGAGUUGUCAAUGUUUCAGCUGCCCACACUCAACUUCUCCCCGGAGCAAGUGGCCAGCGUCUGCGAGACGCUGGAGGAGACUGGAGACAUAGAAAGGCUGGGGAGGUUCCUCUGGUCGCUGCCGGUGGCGCCGGGGGCAUGCGAGGCCAUCAACAAGCACGAGUCCAUCCUCCGCGCCCGGGCGGUGGUGGCCUUCCACACGGGCAACUUCCGAGACCUCUACCACAUCCUGGAGAACCACAAAUUCACCAAGGAGUCCCACGGCAAGUUGCAGGCCAUGUGGCUAGAAGCGCACUACCAGGAGGCCGAGAAGCUAAGGGGUCGCCCGCUGGGGCCGGUUGAUAAAUACAGGGUGAGGAAGAAGUUUCCGCUGCCCAGGACCAUUUGGGAUGGCGAGCAGAAGACGCACUGCUUCAAGGAGAGGACUCGCAGCCUCCUGAGGGAGUGGUACCUGCAGGACCCUUACCCCAACCCCAGCAAGAAAAGGGAACUGGCUCAGGCCACGGGGCUCACCCCCACGCAAGUAGGCAACUGGUUCAAAAACCGAAGGCAGAGAGACAGAGCAGCGGCGGCUAAAAACAGGCUCCAGCACCAGGCGAUAGGACAGAGCGGCAUGCGGUCGCUGGCAGAGCCCGGCUGCCCGACACACAGCUCGGCCGAGUCUCCGUCCACGGCGGCCAGCCCGACCACCAGCGUCUCCAGUUUGACAGAAAGAGCCGAGACGGGCACCUCCAUCCUCUCGGUAACCUCCAGCGACUCGGAAUGUGAUGUAUGAUAUCGGAAAACAAACAAACAAAAAAUCCAAAUCCAAACGGCCAAGCACCCUCUCCCCGUCCCGAGCAAAACAAACCGAGGCAACCUAGAAUCAGGAUACACACACGCAUGCACGCACACACACAGCCGGGAGGAAAGAAAAGGCCAAACCCGACCCAAACAUAAUAGCAAACAAACAGACAGGGAUCAGAGAAUCCACCACCACCACCGUCAGCCAACACCACCACCAAGAGAUGGAGCUAAAACUUCAACAGUCACAAACGCUGGUGC